Corticium candelabrum is the source of this 1640-nucleotide messenger RNA. RefSeq lists its product as uncharacterized. The coding region runs from base 320 to 1225 and encodes 301 amino acids. The transcript has a single exon. NCBI's taxonomy places the organism in Eukaryota, Metazoa, Porifera, Homoscleromorpha, Homosclerophorida, Plakinidae. The record is from RefSeq and is a predicted model, not a curated record.
UCAUAUUAUUCACAAUACAGCUCGUGCUGCUACCAAGGCCUUUAUGGAAGUGACUGGUUGUGAUCUUGAAGAUAUGACGACCGACUUGUUUUUCUGGUUUUGAAACAGUCAAAAAAGAACUAGCUCACUACAAGACUUUUGUUCCUUUUGUGCUGUAGAAUACAGAAAGAUACUGAAAUAUGUAUCAACGAGAUGGCUGAGCCUAGAAGAAGUCGUGAACAGGGUUCUACUAGAGUAUGAAGGCUUGAAGUCUUAUUUUCUGUCUGAAAAUUGCCGAGAUGCUCGGUUUCAGAGGUUGCGUAGAAGCUUUGAAAAUCCUAUGACAGAGAUUUUCUUUAUGUUUUUCCAAGCAUCUCUGCCUACCUUCACACAAGCAAACAAGCUGUUGCAAAGAGAAGAGCCUUGCAUUCAUAUUCUCUUUGACCGAAUGCUUGAACUAGUUAGAUCGUUCUUGAAAAGAUUCAUUAGCCCACGUGUUAUACGUCGGGCUACAGAUAUUACAGAUUCAUCAGUCAGAGCGUCAAAAGAUCAACUGUCAGACGAAGAACUUGUUGGAUAUGCAACAAAUCAGAUGCUCAGAAGGCUAGAAAGAGAAGGAGAUAUUACGUCUCUUCAACAGAAAAAUUUCCUAGCUGGUGUUCGAAAGUUCUUCAGUGCUGCAACCGAAUAUCUUACUUCUCGUUUUCCGUUUGAAGACGCUCUUUUCCAACAUGCAAAGUGGACGGACUUCAGGACAAGACAAAGCGCAAAAUUUGCAUCUGUACUCUAUUUCGUUGAAAAGUACAAUGGCGUAAUCAAUUUCAGUCACACAGAAAUUGAUUCCCUACAAUCUGAGUUUUUAGACUACCAAAUGCUUAGUGAUAGUUUUCUUCCUGAAGAUGUAGGCAAGGAUGGUUUCAAACUGGAUAGCAUAUGGGCAUUUCUAGCUAGGGCCAAACACGCUGAUGGACAGGAAUGGUUUUCUCUUCUCAGCAAAGUUGCCAGGCUGGUAGCAACUAUCCCUCACUCUAAUGCUGGAGAAGAACGGACUUUCAGCAUGAUUCGGAAGAACAGGAGUGAAUCUCGACCGUGGCUGAAUGCAGAAACGACUGUAGCAUCUAUUAUAAUAACAAAAUUAGCUAUGACGCAGGGUACUGUUCUGAAGUUUGAGCCAACUAAAGAGCUCCUACUGAAAGCAAAAACGGCUACAGCAAGAUAUAACAGAAAACGCAGGAAUGAUAGUUAGAUGUUGUUUUGAGGCGGAGUUAAGUGAGGUCGCUUUAGUUAAUUAACAUUAACUAAUGGAUUUAGCAAAUACCCUGUACAUAUCCAGAUUCAACGGGAGAGCUUUAUAGUUUCGUGUUUGUAAAAAUUUCUGUAUUUAGUCGUUUGUGGCCACGCCCAUAUGCAGAUAUAAGUCACUGUACUGAUAAAAAUCUGAGAUCUCACGCAUUUUCAGUAUUCCUGGUUGGCAACUCUGAGUAUGUCUGAAGUUUGACUCUACUCUUCUGUAACUUCACGCGAGUCAGAAAACGUUUGUAUAUGUACGCAGGUAUCACAGUCAUAGAUGCCCCGGUAUCGACAUCCAUUGUCACUAACGCCCCCGCAACUUCCCCGGUGACUUUAGGUGCGUUCUGUUUGUCUGUCAGAGUAUAUAUCAU